Messenger RNA from Cariama cristata (Red-legged seriema), 3040 nucleotides. RefSeq names its product armadillo repeat containing 4 (gene ODAD2). The record is from RefSeq and is a predicted model, not a curated record. The coding region runs from base 26 to 3040 and encodes 1004 amino acids. Lineage: Eukaryota; Metazoa; Chordata; Aves; Cariamiformes; Cariamidae. The transcript is spliced from 18 exons. Gene Ontology annotation, molecular function: protein binding.
UACACCUUUGGUACUCGUUGAGACCAUGGGAGCAGCGUUGGCAAGAGCAGCUCAGUGGACUGCUGCUGGUUCUGGAACUGGCACACUUGAAAUCACCCCUUUGAAUGAAUCUCUUUUAAAUCAAAUUAUUAAGUUUGUGGAGGACUUCAGCACUAGACAUCCUCAGGAAGCAGCAUUUGUCUUCAGAGAGCCCCUUGAGUGGAAAACAGAAUUGGGCUGUUCAGUAUUUGGAGAGGGUUAUGAGAUCAGUGCAGCAACUGUUCAGUCUGAAGCCAAAGAUAAAGAUGGCCAACCAUUGCUUCUCCUCACAGCAUCAACUCUCAGAGUUCGCAGUUUUGACCAGCUGUCCCGUUUGCUACAAAUUGCUAUGGAAAAAAAGUUACAGGAAGUACAGACAUGCCUCGAAGCUAACAGAGAUCCUAUAGUGAAAAUUCUUGGCCCUGAAUAUGGGACUGUUGAAGGAGAAGAUAUGUCCAUGUUGCAUUUACUUGACAAAGUGGAAAAAGAUGAUGACCCUGAAACAGAGAUGAAAAUGCAAAUCUCUCUUCGUCUUCAUCAGCUGGAUUUUCAGCUGCUUAAUAGUUCUUUGAAACACAUUUCACAAGACAUAAGACUAAAUCCAGCUGCUAUAAAUAGUGAAGUGAAUCUUCUUAAGAAUUUCUCUGGGAAAGGAGAAGAUACAGUACUGGAAUCACUGGAAUAUACAUCAGAUUACAUGUUCUCUAAUGGAUGCCGAGCUCCUCCCUGGAGACAAGUGCAUGGAGAAAUUUGUUACUUAGUCAUCAAACCACAUGACACUGAUCCUUUGUAUAUCACUUGCAGCACAGCAGGAGUGUUUUUAAAUGGAGGUCAGCUAAAGGGUAAAAAUGACAUUGACUAUGAAAGAAAAAGUGAUGUAUAUAAAGAUAUUGCCACAUUUUUAAGGGAGAGAUCGCCUAGAUUUGUAGAAAAUAUGGCUAAACAGGAACCAACCUUUUAUUUAGAACCAACAUACGAGAAGGAUUAUCAGCACAUGGAAGUAGUUGAUGCUAAGGUCUCUGGCCAAUCCGAGAACCUUUAUGAUUUUACAGAAAAGAAUGUAUGUGAGAAAGUGAAGCGUUCUGCAGCAAUAAGGAGAUCCAUUGACAAGAAAAAAUUAGAAUCAUCUAUGAAUAAAACAUCAAGCAGGUUUGAAGAUGUUAGUGAAACUUCCUCAGAGACUGAGGAAGAUGAAGAACAGCCUGUACGUCAUCAGGAAGCAAACACCGAUUUGCCAUCAGAAUACUGGGGGAUUCAGAAACUUGCGAAAUAUUUAAAGGGAGGUAAUCCAACAGCUACUGUAAUUGCAUUGUGUUCAAUGAGAGAUUUCAAUUUGGCUCAAGAAACUUGUCAGCUGGCCAUCAGAGACAUUGGAUGUCUUGAAGUGUUAGUUAAUUUACUCGAUACAGAAGAAAUUAAAUGUCAGAUUGGUUCAUUAAAAGUCCUGAGGGAAAUUAGUCAAAAUACACUGAUCAGACAUGCGAUUGCAGAUCUUGGGGGCUUACAGAUCAUGGUGAAAAUAUUGGACUCUCCAGAUAAAGAUUUAAAAUGUUUGGCAGCUGAAACAAUUGCUAAUGUUGCUAGAUUUGGACAAGCACGAAGGACAGUAAGGCGGCAUGGAGGUAUCAAGAGAUUGGUUGGGCUGUUGGAAUAUGUUUCAGUGGGAUCAACCAGUUUAACACCAUACCAAACAAAAGAUACUGAAAUAGCACGCUGUGGGGCUUUGGCACUCUGGAGCUGCAGCAAAAGCACCAAAAAUAAAGAAGCAAUCCGUAAAGCUGGUGGCAUUCCGUUAUUAGCCAGAUGGCUGAAAUGUUCACAUGCAAACAUGUUAACCCCAGUAGUGGGGACACUACAAGAAUGUGCCUCAGAGCCAAGUUACAGACUUGCAAUAAGAACAGAAGGAAUGAUUGAGAACCUUGUGAAAAAUCUGAGUAGUGAACAUGAGGAGCUUCAGAUGCAUUGUGCAAGUGCCAUAUUUAAGUGUGCAGAAGAUAAAGAAACACGGGACCUGGUUAGACAGCAUGGAGGUCUACAACCACUAUCUGUUCUGCUUGGUAACUCUGAAAACAAACAACUUUUAGCAGCUGUGACAGGAGCAAUCUGGAAAUGUGCAAUCAGUGGAGAAAAUGUGUCAAAAUUUCGGGAAUAUAAAGCCAUAGAAGCUUUGGUAGGACUGCUUCCUGAUCAGCCUGAAGAAGUCCUUGUAAAUAUUGUUGGAGCACUGGGAGAAUGUUGCCAAGAGCCAGUAAAUCGAACUAUUAUCCGCAAAUGUGGUGGAAUACCGCAUCUGGUGAAGUUACUUACUGGAACUGAUCAGACACUGCUUGUGAAUGUCACCAAAGCAGUGGGAGCUUGUGCAACAGAACCUGAAAAUAUGAUGGUAAUUGACCGUCUAGAUGGAGUUCGUUUGUUAUGGUCAUUGUUGAAAAGUCCUAAUCCAGAUAUUCAAGCAAGUGCUGCUUGGGCUAUUUGUCCUUGCAUUGAAAAUGCUAAGGAUGCUGGGGAAAUGGUUCGAUCCUUUGUUGGUGGCUUGGAACUGAUAGUCAAUUUGCUAAAAUCAAAGAAUAAAGAAGUGUUAGCAAGUGUAUGUGCAGCCAUUACAAAUAUAGCUAAAGAUGAAGAAAAUUUAGCUGUUAUAACAGACCAUGGCGUUGUCCCUCUGUUGUCCAAACUAGCAAACACAAACAACAACAAAUUAAGACGUCACUUAGCAGAGGCCAUUUCCCAGUGUUGCAUGUGGGGGAGCAAUACAGUUACCUUUGGAGAGACGAAGGCUGUAGCUCCUUUAGUACGUUACUUGAAGUCAAAUGAUCCUUCAGUUCAUAGAGCUACAGCUCAGGCUUUAUAUCAACUUUCAGAGGAUCCCAACAACUGUAUCACCAUGCAUGAAAAUGGAGUGGUGAAGCUCCUACUGGCUAUGGUAGGCUCUACAGAUGAAACUCUGCAGGAGGCAGCAGCUGGUUGCAUAGCAAACAUUCGCAGAUUGGCUCUAGCAACAGAAAAAGCAAAGUAUGGCUGA